Molecule: messenger RNA, 1314 nt
Organism: Echinococcus granulosus
Lineage: Eukaryota; Metazoa; Platyhelminthes; Cestoda; Cyclophyllidea; Taeniidae
Exons: 5
Coding region: 1-1314 (437 amino acids)
Source: RefSeq, a predicted model, not a curated record
AUGGAGGACAUGUACAAGCUGGCACAAGACAUGCCGAUGCUCACCAGCAAUACCACCUGUGAUAUUUCUGAAGGCCGCAGGCAAAAGAACGAGGAAAGGACCCAGUUGAAGAUAAGCAAUCGUAAGAGCAAUUACGAAGAUCUUCGAUCGGAGAUUUGGUGUCGGAAGAUCAUCAAGCCCAAAGAUAUCUAUGACAAAUUUACUCCAACUGAGGCCGUAGAGCUAGAUGUUCUAAUUGGUAUUCAGUGGAAAGAUAUAGCAAAACAAUAUAUUAACUCCUAUAACCGCGUACUCGUACGGUUAGAAAAGGAGACGCCAUAUCUUCAGAACAUCCAACGGUUGGAACAGGAGUGCAAAAACGUGAUCGACAUCAUGGAUUUGGGAAAAAAAAAACAGAAUCAGUACGGUGUGCCUAUGAGGCAUAACGAACACGGGCAAGCCGCUUAUCGCCGGACUCAUCGCAGCUCCACUGAGAGUAAGUUGACAUCUGACAAUCUACCCAACAAGACCGUGGCACUGAUGGAGAAGUCGAGGAUCACAAUGACAACGAAAGAUGACUUCAAACUCCUCCUUGGUAGCACAAACAUGGGGGUAGAUGUCAAAUACGGCGGCCGGCAGUGGUCGCGCAGAAUUUCUAUAGUUGUAACUGCAAAUGAAGACACUGGUUGCCGUCUGUCCGGUCAGGAUCGCGAUGUCCUACUAACAAGAGCAGUAGGAGGAAGGGAGAAUAAAACCACGGCUGCGUCAACACUUCAAAUACCGUUUGGCAAACUGCCAGCCUUUGGCAAUACAGGACACACAGUCACACGCAGGAAUCGCUGUAUGGUAAUCACACCCGGACUGUACGAGGAGAAGGCGGAGCCAAGUCAAUCAACUGCAUUUAUUUUGAAUACAGCCUUCUCGGAGCCUUUCAUGAACAAGUACAGCUUCCAGGCGAAUAAGGAUGAGCUGAGAGCUUUGUCCGCAGCUAUUCAAGCCGGAUCCCUGCCUACUAUUGCCACCAUAACUGCAGGUGCUACUGGCACCGUAGGUGCCAUCACAUCCAUCGUAGCAGCAGGCUUACGUCAACCACCUCAAAUAGGUCGUAAUGCUGGCUACAAUGUACAAGAAUUGAAACGUCUGAUACCUGAUGGACAGCAGUCCGGCGGUAGUGAAAGCCCAUCUCUAGAGCAGAGUGCCAUGGAAAUUAAGCAGGAAGACAUAGACGAAACAGCUGUGGAAAUUGCGGCUGCUAAAACUAUACAUACAACCCCACAAGGUGUUGCAUCAUCAGCUGGAUAUCAUUUGCCGAAUGCCACGCAGCCUCAGAUAUAA